AUAUUGUAAUGGACACGUAUGGUGACAGAUGCAGAUGACGAGAAAAAGUUUCCUAAGUUUGUUUUUCACCUUUGCAGUUACUGGUUUUAUAGCAUGCAGCUCAGAUGUUAAGUUAGCCACUGUCCCAGACAUUAAUCUGUUGUACACCUCUGAGAACCUUUUCAUGCAAAUAGUGGAACCAGAAGAAAUAAGCUACAUCUACAAAAUUAAACCAGCCAAAAACUUUGGUGGAGAAUUUGAAAAAGUUUACCAUCACAUACCCCUUGUUGUUGCUGAUCCUUACAAUGGCUGUAGUAAAUUGGCCAAUCAGAGACAAGUUGAUGGAGCAGUGGUGCUAAUACAGAGAGGUGACUGUUCUUUUGUAACCAAAACAAUCAAUGCCGAGAAUUCCGGGGCUGUGGCAGUAUUAAUCACCGAUAACGAUGCUGAGAAUGACGAAGCACAAAUACAGAUGGUACAGGAUGGCACGGAAAGAGAGGUCCACAUCCCUAGUCUCUUCUUACUGGGCAAGGAUGGCUACAUGAUUAAAGCCACUCUGGAGAAGUACAGAAUGGAUGGAGCCAUCGUUAACAUUCCAUUCAACAUAACAGGGAUGCCCCUUAUGAUGAAUCAACAACCCCCCUGGACACUAUGGUGAUAAUAGUCCCAGUCAAAUAAGACAGUCCUCAAUUACCCUUAUUUUCUUACUGAGCAGAAUAAUCAAGUUUUCUCUCUUCCUUAUGUGACAUUGAUCUGUGAUAAAGCUGUUCAACCUGCUUUCACUGCUAGUUAGCUCUACUGAUCAGAGACCAGAAGAGCUUAUGCGAUAGUAAGGUGUCCGUCGUCCGUCCGUCUGUCUGUUUGUCUGUCUGUCUGCCCGUCUGUCUGUAAACAAUUUUUCAAAAUGCUACUCCUCCUACAGUUUUGGUCUGAUUUCAAUAUAGCUUAGCACACAAGUAGACUACACUGAGAUACACAAUUUGGUGCAUCGGUUUUUGAUUUCAAUGAACGGUGUUGCCAUGGUUACUAAAAAUAGAAAUUUCUGUGAAGUUCCUUUAAAACGCUACUCCUCCUACAGUUUCGGUCUGAUUUCAAUAUAACUUGACACACAAGUAGACUACACUGAGAUACAUAAUUUAGUGCAUCAGUUUUUGAUUUCGAUGAAUGAUGUUGCCAUGGUUACUGAAAAUAGAAAUUUCUGUGAAAUUCCUUUAAAAUGUUACUCCUCCUACAGUUUUGGUCUUAUUUCAAUUUAACUUGGCACACAAGUAGACUACACUAAGAUACAUAAUUUAGUGCAUCGGUUUUUGAUUUUGAUGAACGAUGUUGCCAUGGUUACUAAAAAUAGAAAUUUCUGUGAAGUUCCUUUAAAACGUUUCUCCUCCUACAGUUUUGGUCUGAUUUCAUUAUAACUUGGCACACAAGUAGACUACACUAAGAUACAUAAUUUAGUGCAUCGGUUUUUGAUUUCAAUGAAUGGUGUUGCUAUGGUUACUAAAAAUAGAAAUUUCUGUGAAAUUUCUUUAAAAGGCUACUCCUCCUUCAGUUUUGGUCUGAUUUCAGUAUAACUUGGCGCACAAGUAGACUACAUUAAGAUACAUUAUUCUAUUUAUUGCUGCUUGUUGCAAAGUUUCAAAUCCAAGUGCUACUUUUCCUUUGUUAUAUGUACCGGUACAGACCAGUAGAGCUACAGUCUCGUCAGAGACUUCUGGUUUUAUGUUGCAAUAUAAUGUAGUUGAUUGUGAAAUACAUUAGAAAUAAGUAUUACAGUAAAACUUGUUUAGUACGUACACGGAUAUAGUGAAUUUACAGAUAUAGCAAAGUUUUUUUGCAAUCCCUGGAAAAAUUCUUUACAAUUUCUUAUAAAAUUUUACAGAUAUAACAAACUUGGAUAUAGUGAAUUUACGGUUAUAGCGAACUGAUUAGGGAUGUGCUUUUAUCGGUAUACCUGUAUAUCGUGAUUUUUAAUUGCGUGAUACGUAUUGUGAUACGGAGAGUAAAAUAUCGGUAUUUAGGUACAUAGUUAUAAAUUACAGAAAUUAUUCAUUUAUUUGUUCAUUCUUUCAAAUUACAAUGAAAGGAAGUGUAAAAAAUGUUGAAACCUCCAAAAUUGCUUCAUAUUAUG
Saccostrea echinata is the source of this 2104-nucleotide messenger RNA. Its product is annotated as protease-associated domain-containing protein 1-like. The record is from RefSeq and is a predicted model, not a curated record. The coding region runs from base 29 to 637 and encodes 202 amino acids. The transcript has 5 exons. NCBI's taxonomy places the organism in Eukaryota, Metazoa, Mollusca, Bivalvia, Ostreida, Ostreidae.